AUGACGUCUGUACCGGUGAAGAAGGCGCUGGCGGCACUGUUGCGGGACCCGGGGAACGCCUGCUGUGCGGACUGUAAGUCUCAAUCGCACCCGCGGUGGGCCUCCUGGUCUCUGGGCGUGUUCGUAUGCAUUAAAUGUGCUGGGAUCCACCGUUCCUUGGGGACACACAUCUCCAAAGUGAAGUCUGUGGACCUGGACACGUGGCGGGAGGAGAACCUCGUGGAGCUUGUGCGUAUGGGGUCGAAUGUGGCCGCGAACAGGUACUACGAGGCUGCUCUGGACCGUGGCCAGACUGCAGAGGACAGGGAGAACUUCAAGCGGUUGCUUCUGGACACGAACAAGUUACAGAAUUUCAUUAGGAACAAGUACGAGUUUAAGAAGUGGGUUGCGGGUAGUGCUCCACCACAGGCCACCACCGAGGAGCCCCCCGCUGUUGAUUCUCCCUUCUCGAGCAACAACACACCACCACCGCCUCAAUUGAACACGAUACCUGUUACCACCAGCACGGCACAACCACGCAUACCGACGGAUGCAAGACCAGACUUGAAGAAGUCGAUCCUCUCGCUGUACUCCAAGCCCACGGGCAGUGCCACGAGUGUGAACUCUGCCCCCUCGCACACAAACACAGCAGUCGGAGGCACCCAAAGCAUGAACGGUUCCACGUAUUUCCAUCCUGUGUACCCAUCUACAGCGAGCAAGAGGGACGAAAACUCUACUGUAUCCCUGGACGACAACGAUCUAUUCAAGAACGUCUGGUCGUAG
Huiozyma naganishii CBS 8797 is the source of this 762-nucleotide messenger RNA. RefSeq names its product GTPase-activating protein AGE2 (gene AGE2). Gene Ontology annotation, cellular component: Golgi apparatus. NCBI's taxonomy places the organism in Eukaryota, Fungi, Ascomycota, Saccharomycetes, Saccharomycetales, Saccharomycetaceae. Bases 1 to 762 code for a protein of 253 amino acids. Gene Ontology annotation, molecular function: GTPase activator activity. The transcript has a single exon. Gene Ontology annotation, biological process: endoplasmic reticulum to Golgi vesicle-mediated transport; intra-Golgi vesicle-mediated transport; endocytosis. The record is from RefSeq and is a predicted model, not a curated record.